GUAUAGUCCUGCUGUCAGGUGACUGUAGGUGUCAGAAUUUUUCGUAGAAUUUGCGAAACGUCGUGAUAACAGACGUACAUGUGGCUCUGGCUAAUUUCAGUGUCAUCCACGGGUCACCCAUCAUCCAGGGGUCAGGCCAUUUGGGUCUGAUCAGAUACAUGUAGACCUUUUCUGAUAUCAUCUUAUCAGCUGAGAGCAAACACGCAGUCCAAUAAACUUACAAAAAACACAGCCAGUAAUCAGCCACCCACUGACGAGCCAUGGAGGCACGUACAGCAGCGAGAGUGGUGACCGCCCCGGAUGACUGGGAUUCACUGGUACCCGACCAGCCCUCCGGUCCACUGGAUGAAUACAGGCAGCGGGCAUCGUUCAAUUGGAAAGAGAUGAAACUGGUAGUGGACGGGGAAGGCGCGGUCCGAUUUAAACACAACCUGUGGUCCCAGUUGGAGAAUGAGACGGUCUACCAGCACCCUCACCACGAUGUUGGGCUAGCGGAAGACCGGGAGAUCACCCAUCGCCGCCUCAAGCGCCUGAUGGAGCUGAACGUCUUGCCCAUCGAGAACCUGAUGGAGAACAUCUCCCAGAUGCAGUGGAUGGUGGACGGCGUGGGGGCUUACGACAUGUCGCUGUCUAUCAAGUACAUGCUCAACUAUCAGGUGUUUCUAAGCUCCAUUGUGUCUCUGGGAAGGGAGCAUCACAUGAAAUAUGCAGAACAGUCCCAGGCUUUGAAGAUCUGUGGAUGCUUUGCCCUGACGGAGCUUGCUCAUGGUAGCAACACAAAGGCCAUGAGAACUACAGCAACCUUUGAUCCAAAAACACAGGAAUUUGUCCUCAACACCCCUGACAUCGAAGCUGCCAAGUGCUGGGUGGGCCUGUUGGGCAAGACGGCCACCCACGCCGUCCUGUACGCCCAGCUCUACACCCCAGACGGGGUGUGCCACGGGCUGCACGUCUUCAUCGUCCCCCUGCGGGACCCCAAGACCCUCCAGAGCUACCCAGGGCUGGUGCUGGGUGAUAUGGGCAAGAAGAUGGGGCUGAAUGGGCUGGACAAUGGGUUCGUCUUGUUCAAUAACUACCGCAUUCCUAAAGAAAACCUUCUUAACAAAAUGGCUGAUGUGUCUCAAGAUGGCAAAUACAUCACACCUCACAAGGAUCCCAACAAGCGUUUCAGUGCCUCGCUGGGCUCCCUAUCUGCUGGUCGUAUCGGCAUUGCGAGCGUAGGCGUCUGUAAUCUGAAGAAAGCCAUGACUAUCGCUGUCCGUUACUCAGCCGUCCGGCGACAGUUUGGGCCAACAGAUAAUGGUCAAGAGAUCCCAGUCAUUGAAUACCAAAUGCAGCAAUGGCGAUUGGUUCCGUAUAUUACAGCCAUGUACGCCCAGCAUAUCUUCAUGAACUACUUGUUCGAAAACUUCCAUGAUUUCACCAUAGCGACGUUAUCUGGCAAGACAGACGAGAGACACGCAGAGAUGGGUAAGGAGAUCCACGCCCUUUCGUGCUCCAGCAAGUCGCUGACAACAUGGACAGCUCGGGAUGCCAUCCAAGAAGGCAGGGAGGCGUGCGGGGGACACGGCUUCUUGUACGCCAGUGGUUUUGGACAGCUGCGGAACGACCAUGAUCCCAACUGUACCUAUGAAGGUGACAACAACGUCCUAUUGAUACAGACCAGCAACUACCUGAUGGCAUUUGCCCAGGCCAAGAAAGGAGGUGAGAGGAUUUCUUCUCCCAUGGGCUCAGUGGAUUUCUUGAAUGAUAUGGAUAGCAUCGCCGAGCAGCGCUUCACGUUCACCCAGGAGCAGGAUGUUUUGAACCCAAGAGUUGCUAUUGCUGCCUAUCAGUGGUUGGUUGUCUACUUGCUCAAUGAGAGUGUUGCCAGAGUCCAGGCUGAAAGCAGCAAGGGCAAAGAUGCCUUCACCGCUCGCAACGACAGCCAGGUGUACUACUGCCGAUCGCUUGCCAUCGCUUUUACCGAGCACACUAUUCUGAACACUUUGUACAAGUUUAACCAGAGAAGCACCAUCCCUUCAUCCCUCCGAGACGUCUUACAGAAACUCUGCAGCUUGUAUGGUCUGUGGUCUCUUGAGAAACAUUCGGCAACUCUUUAUCAAGGUGGGUAUUUCUCUGGCAGCGGUCCAGCCCAUCUGAUCCGAGACGCCAUCCUGACCCUCUGCUCUCAGCUCAAAGAUGAAGCUGUGGCCCUCGUGGAUGUCUUUGCCCCACCUGACUUCAUCCUGAAUUCCCCCAUCGGUGCUUCGGACGGACAGGUGUACAAGCGCCUGUAUGCCUCCUUCCUGCGGACCCCCGGCAGCUUGGAACGACCCCAUUGGUGGAAGGAGUUUGUUGACAAGCCAGUCAUAGCAAAGCUAUGAGCACCACGGGGAAAAGAAUGUUGCAUCCUGACUCCACUUUUCUCAUCAUAUAUCAUCUCAGUAAUAGUCAGUCAUUACAGAA
This is a messenger RNA of Acanthaster planci (crown-of-thorns starfish), 2448 nucleotides long. Its product is annotated as peroxisomal acyl-coenzyme A oxidase 3-like. NCBI's taxonomy places the organism in Eukaryota, Metazoa, Echinodermata, Asteroidea, Valvatida, Acanthasteridae. The record is from RefSeq and is a predicted model, not a curated record. Gene Ontology annotation, cellular component: peroxisome. Gene Ontology annotation, biological process: fatty acid beta-oxidation using acyl-CoA oxidase; lipid homeostasis. Gene Ontology annotation, molecular function: pristanoyl-CoA oxidase activity; FAD binding; fatty acid binding.